AUGGAACAUGAGGCUACCCAGCUAGAAAAGCAGCAUGUGCAUAGUGUAUAUGAAAAUACAGCUGCCUACUUUAAUGAUCUGCAGAGCAAAGUGUGGCCUCGUGUCCGUCACUUUCUGCUGGAGCAGAAGCCGGGCAGUCUCGUUGCAGACAUAGGUUGUGGAACUGGAAAAUAUCUCAGUGUCAACAGUCAGGUGUAUACUCUUGGCUGUGAUUACUGUGGACCAUUGGUAGAGAUUGCAAGGAGGAAAGGUGAUGAAGUUCUGGUAUGUGACAACCUUAACCUUCCCUUUAGGGAUCAGUGCUUCAAUGCAGUCAUUUCCAUUGGAGUGAUCCAUCAUUUCUCAACUAAACAAAGAAGAAUCAGAGCAAUAAAGGAAAUGGCGAGGGUACUGAUGCCCGGAGGCCAGAUGAUGAUUUAUGUUUGGGCUAUGGAACAGAAGAAUCGCCGCUUUGAGAAACAAGAUGUAUUUGUUCCUUGGAACAAGGCCUUGUGCUCACGGCAUUUUUCAGAAUCGAAUCAAUCCGAAGAUAAGGGUGAGUUUGUGCAAACUGUAAAAAGCCAGGAGAUACACCCUGCACAGCUAGUCAUCUCUGACUGCAGCUGUCCAGCCAAACUGCAGUCAGAUACAGAUUCAAAGCAUUCCCGCAAUAUGGACCAUUGCCUGUCCAGAGCCUGCUGCAUGAAAAUUUCUGAAGAUGAAAACAGAUUUUACAGUGCUCUAGGAAGAUCUUUCCGUUCAUGGUUUUCCUCCAGAUCCUUGGAUGAAUCAGCCCUGAGAAAGCAAUCUGAGAAGAUGAAGCCUCUGAAGAAUGAAGGAGAAUGGACAAACAGUGCCAUAUCUAUUCAGCAUUCAAGACACUGCAGUUUGGAGUUAGGUCUUCAUGGGGCACUUUUAAAAGAACAAAGUUUAGAUGAUGAUGACGUGUUUGUCGAAAACCUGCCUGUCAAAAAAACAGGGUGGUCACCAGCCACAGAUGCAGUGAAGGAUUUAAAUCUAAAUGGAGGACACGAAAGUGUAAUUCAGAGCAAAAGUGAAGAAACUUCAUUUGUGAGUGGCCCAGUGGAAGACAGCGACUACAGCUGCAGUUAUAACAAAGAUGAUGCUGGUAAGUCUAAUGCCAGCAAAUUUUUCAAAAGAACUUCAACAACUGACUCCACUGAUUCUGCUUUGGAUUCAGCAGUGUCUGUUGGGGACCAAACUGCUGACACACUAGAUACAAAAGCCUUCAUGCGUUAUUACCAUGUUUUUCGGGAAGGGGAGUUGUGCUCUCUGGUAGAGGAGAAUAUGCCUGAGCUUCAGAUACUUUCUUCCUGCUAUGAUCAUGGAAACUGGUGCAUUAUUGCAGAGAAAAAAGGGAAAUAG
Messenger RNA from Rhea pennata, 1365 nucleotides. RefSeq names its product tRNA methyltransferase 9B (putative) (gene TRMT9B). The transcript is spliced from 3 exons. Lineage: Eukaryota; Metazoa; Chordata; Aves; Rheiformes; Rheidae. Gene Ontology annotation, molecular function: tRNA (5-carboxymethyluridine(34)-5-O)-methyltransferase activity; tRNA binding; S-adenosylmethionine-dependent methyltransferase activity. Gene Ontology annotation, biological process: tRNA wobble uridine modification; tRNA methylation. The record is from RefSeq and is a predicted model, not a curated record. Bases 1 to 1365 code for a protein of 454 amino acids. Gene Ontology annotation, cellular component: cytoplasm; nucleus.